ACGAGUGCAAGCGCACAUUCAGGAAGGAGCAGCCAUCAUGAACACUAAAGGACCACAGAAUUUGAAGUUGGACCCGGAGAAGCUGUUCACAAAGCUUGAGCGGAUCGGGAAGGGAUCUUUUGGAGAGGUUUUCAAAGGCAUUGACAAUCGCACACAAAAGGUGGUCGCUAUUAAGAUCAUUGACCUGGAAGAGGCUGAAGAUGAGGUGGAGGACAUCCAACAGGAGAUCACAGUCCUGAGCCAGUGCGACAGCCUCUUCAUCACCAAAUACUUUGGCUCUUACCUGAAGGACACAAAACUAUGGAUCAUCAUGGAAUAUUUAGGAGGGGGCUCAGCUCUGGAUUUGCUGGGACCUGGGGCCCUUGAUGAGACCCACAUUGCCACCAUCCUCCGAGAGAUCCUGAAGGGUCUGGAUUACCUACACUCUGAGAAGAAAAUUCACAGAGAUAUUAAAGCUGCUAAUGUCCUGUUGUCAGAGCAGGGUGAUGUAAAGCUAGCAGAUUUUGGUGUGGCUGGGCAACUCACAGACACACAGAUCAAGAGGAACACAUUUGUGGGCACACCAUUCUGGAUGGCACCAGAAGUCAUUAAACAGUCAGAGUACGACUCAAAGGCAGAUAUCUGGUCAUUGGGAAUAACUGCAAUCGAGCUGGCUAAAGGAGAGCCGCCCCACUCUGAUCUUCACCCCAUGAAGGUGUUAUUUCUCAUCCCCAAGGAAAAUCCUCCCACACUGGAGGGAAACUACAACAAAGCUCUUAAGGAGUUUGUAGAUGCCUGUCUCAAUAAAGACCCCAACUUUAGGCCAACAGCUAAAGAGCUUUUGAAACACAAACUUAUCGUUCGAUAUUCCAAGAAGACCUCAUACCUGAUGGAUCUCAUUGACAAGUACAAGAAAUGGAAACUGAAACAGGCCCGAGAUGAGUCCAGCUCUGAUUCCGACUCAGAUGAAGAAGAAGCAUCUGGAGAGUCUGUGAAUGAUGACUGGAUCUUUAACACCAUCACAGAAAGUAAACCCAUCCAGGAACCCAAUAGAGUCUUGAAGCCUGUAGAAAACAAACCGAAAAAGGUUCCAGACAGGCCGAAGCAUUCUCCGUCCCAGAGCAUGUCCUCUAUUAUGUCCCCGUUGUUUGCAGAGCUGAAGCAGAAGCGGGGUGUUUAUAAGCCGGGGGUGUUGGACGAACUGAAGCAGGCCAUGCUGCUGGCUGAAGAGACAUGUCCCGGGAUCACAGACUCUAUGGUGACAGGGGUGAUUCAGAGAUUAAAGAGGUUUUCCUCUCAUCACUGACUCUACCUGAAGACUCUUUCUCUGUGAGUGUGUGUGUGUGCGUGUGUGAUAUCUGAAAGGCUGAAUGCUGAGAUGUAGCAUAGUGUGUUUUUAUUAUGGUGGAGUUUUGAUUUUACAAUCUCAGGUAGUUGCUUUGUGUGUACAUAGCUUAUGAAUGUGGACUGGAGAUUGCACAACAAUCAUAUGAAAUGAUUUGACAACUUAA
This is a messenger RNA of Danio rerio (zebrafish), 1490 nucleotides long. RefSeq names its product serine/threonine kinase 24a (STE20 homolog, yeast) (gene stk24a). Gene Ontology annotation, biological process: regulation of axon regeneration. Lineage: Eukaryota; Metazoa; Chordata; Actinopteri; Cypriniformes; Danionidae. Gene Ontology annotation, cellular component: cytoplasm. The record is from RefSeq and is marked provisional. Gene Ontology annotation, molecular function: protein serine/threonine kinase activity; nucleotide binding; ATP binding.